Molecule: messenger RNA, 3975 nt
Organism: Delphinapterus leucas (beluga whale)
Lineage: Eukaryota; Metazoa; Chordata; Mammalia; Artiodactyla; Monodontidae
Source: RefSeq, a predicted model, not a curated record
GCUACCCCUGAUUGGCUGGGGCGCCCUGCCGGUGGAAGAAGAGGUGUCGGCAUUGGCUGAGGACGCUCCGGUUUCGUGGCCGGAAGGAGGAUUGGAUUGAUGCACCAACGGUGCUGCUGGCAGCAGUGCCCCCGAGGUGGAGGGGACCAGGCGCGGGCUAGGGGAGAGGAGGACGGGCCCCCGAUCCAGAGCAGCGUGACAGUAAGAAACUCAUUCAGUGACAACUUAUUGACCAUCUGAUGGAUCCAGGGCGCUCUGCCAGAUAAAGUUUACUUUGAAAGGAAUGUGAUGUUAAUUCUGGGGCAUUGAUGUUUUACAAUGCCUGAUCAAGACAAAAAAGUGAAGACCACAGAAAAAUCAACCGAUAAAAAACAACAAGGAAUCAUCACCAGGGACUAUUCAGAUCUUAAAAGACUUCUGUGCCUUUUGAACGUUCAGUCAAGCAAACAACAGCUUCCAGCCAUUAACUUCGAUAGUGCCAGAAGCAGCAUGACGAAGUCUGAGCCUGCCAUCAGGGUGGGUGGACACAGAGCUCGAGGUCAGUGGCACGAGUCCACAGAAGCCAUUGAACUUGAAAAUUUUAGUAUAAACUACAAGAAUGAGAGAAAUUUCAGCACACAUCCCCAGCAUAAACUAUUUCAGGAGAUUUUUACAGCCUUGGUGAAAAAUAGACUCAUAUGCAGAGAGUGGGUUGAUCGAGCCCCAUCUCUUCAUUUUCUGAGAGUAUUAAUUUGUCUGAGACUUCUAAUGAGGGAUCCACGUUAUCAGGAAAUACUCCAUAGCUUGGGUGGGAUUGAAAACCUAGCUCAGUACAUGGAGAUCGUGGCCCACGGGUACCUCGGCUCCGGGGAGGCGCAGCACAGCGUGGACAAGCUGGUCAACAUGACGUAUAUUUUUCAAAAGCUUGCUGCUGUCAAAGACCAAAGAGAAUGGGUCACCACAAGCAGAGCCCACAAGACAUUAGUAAAUUUACUCAGUGCCCGAGAUACUAACGUUCUGUUGGGUGCCCUUCUGGCUGUGGCUAGUUUAGCUGAAAGUCCAGAAUGUAGGGAGAAGAUAAGUGAACUCAACAUUGUAGAAAAUCUGCUGAUAAUUUUACAUGAAUAUGACUUGCUUUCCAAAAGGCUCUCGGCUGAGCUGCUGCGCCUGCUCUGUGCCGAGCGCCAGGUGAGAGAGCAGGUGAAGCUCUACGAGGGGGUCCCCAUCCUCCUCAGCUUGCUGCACUCAGACCACCUACAGCUUCUGUGGAGCGUCGUCUGGAUCCUGGUUCAGAUUUGUGAGGACCCUGAGACCAGUGUGGAAAUUCGCAUUUGGGGAGGCAUCAAGCAGCUUCUUCAUAUUUUACGAGGGGACAGAAAUUUUGUUUCUGAUCGUUCCUCCAUUGGAAGCCUGUCUAGUGCCAAUGCGGCAGGCCGAAUCCAGCAGCUUCAUUUGUCAGAAGAUUUCAGCCCUCGGGAAAUACAAGAAAAUACUUUCUCUCUUCAAGCAGCCUGCUGUGCGGCCCUCACGGAACUGGUGCUCGACGACACCAACGCCCACCAGGUGGUUCAGGAAAAUGGUAUAUAUACAAUAGCAAAAUUAAUUUUACGAAAUAAACAAAAGAAUGCAGCAAAAACUAAUCUAUUACAGUGUUAUGCAUUCAGAGCCUUGAGGUUUCUCUUCAGUAUGGAAAGAAACAGACCACUCUUUAAAAGACUUUUCCCCACCGACUUGUUUGAGAUCUUCAUUGACAUAGGACAUUAUGUUCGUGAUAUCAGUGCUUAUGAAGAAUUAGUAUCAAAGUUGAAUUUAUUAGUGGAGGAUGAACUGAAGCAAAUUGCUGAAAAUAUUGAAAGCGUUAAUCAGAAUAAAGCUCCUUCGAAAUAUAUAGGCAACUAUGCAGUUUUGGAUCAUCUUGGAAGUGGAGCUUUUGGCUGUGUUUACAAGGUUAGAAAGCAUAGUGGUCAAAAUCUUUUAGCAAUGAAAGAAGUCAAUUUACAUAACCCAGCAUUUGGAAAGGAUAAAAAAGAUCGAGACAGCAGUGUAAGGAAUAUUGUUUCUGAAUUAACCAUAAUUAAAGAGCAGCUUUAUCAUCCCAAUGUUGUACGCUAUUACAAAACAUUUCUGGAAAAUGAUAGGUUGUAUAUAGUUAUGGAGCUUAUAGAAGGGGCCCCUCUUGGAGAGCAUUUCAGUUCUUUGAAGGAAAAACAACAUCAUUUUGCUGAAGAGAGACUAUGGAAAAUAUUUAUACAGCUGUGCCUAGCUCUUCGGUACUUACACAAGGAGAAGAGGAUCAUCCAUAGAGACCUGACGCCAAACAACAUUAUGUUGGGGGAUAAGGACAGAGUAACAGUUACUGACUUUGGCCUGGCAAAGCAAAAACAAGAAAGCAGCAAACUUACAUCUGUUGUAGGAACAAUUCUGUAUUCCUGCCCUGAGGUGCUGAAGAGUGAGCCGUAUGGGGAGAAGGCUGAUGUCUGGGCAGCAGGCUGCAUCCUUUAUCAGAUGGCGACUCUGAAUCCUCCCUUCUACAGCACAAACAUGCUCUCCCUGGCCACAAAAAUAGUGGAGGCGGUAUAUGAACCAGUGCCAGAAGACAUCUAUUCUGAAAAGGUGACCACUAUCAUCAGCAGAUGCCUCACUCCUGAUGCAGAAACCCGCCCAGAUAUUGUAGAAGUCAGCUCCAUGAUAUCAGAUGUCAUGAUGAAGUAUGUAGAUAAUUUAUCCGCAUCCCAGCUGACCUUGGAGAAGAAGCUGGAACGGGAACGGAGACGCACACAGAGGUAUUUUAUGGAAGCCAACCGGAACACAGUCAUGUGUCAGCACGAGCCGGCUCUUCUCUCUCAGGAAUCCUUUGAGAAGGCAAGCAGCAGUGGAGCAGGAAGCCUGAAAAGUGAGCUUUCAGAAAGCACAGACCUGCCGCCUGAGGGCUUCCAGGCCCCCUGUGAUAAGGACGAAGACCGAGCCUGUGCUGGAAUCUUGUCAGAUGAUAACUUCAACUUGGAAAGUAUUGAGAAAGAUAUAUAUUCAGAAUUGGACACUUUGGAUAACUCAAGCAGCUCCAGUUCAAGCCCUUUGAAGGAAUCUACAUUCAUCACUUUAAAGAGAAGUUUUAGUGCUUCAGGAGGAGAAAGACAAUCCCAAAAAAGAGACUUCACAGGUGGAAUAGGAUCAAGACCAAGGCCAGCAUCUGCAGGAAUUGCUGUGUCCCAGAGGAAAGUACGUCAGAUCAGUGAUCCUAUUCAGCAGAUCUUAAUCCAGCUGCACAAAAUCAUCUACAUCACUCAGCUUCCUCCAGCUUUGUACCACAAUUUGAAAAGAAGGGUUAUAGAGAGAUUCAAGAAAUCCCUCUUCAGCCAGCAGAGUAACCCUUGUAAUUUGAAAUCUGAAAUUAAAAAGUUAUCUCAGGGAUCUCCAGAACCAAUUGAGCCCAACUUUUUCACAGCAGAUUACCAUUUAUUGCAUCAUUCAUCAGGUCGAAACAGCCUAUCCCCAAAUAACCCAACAGGUCUACCCUCCAGCUUUGAUUUGGAGCAGGGGAUAACAUAUGAACAGAUGCAGAUUGUGAUUGAAGAAGUCCUAGAGGAAAGUGGUUAUUACAAUUUUACUUCUAACAGGUAUCAUUCCUAUCCAUGGGGGACCAAGAAUCACCCAACCAAAAGAUGAAAGUGCUGCAUUUUGAAUGGACUUGGUUUUCCCAGUGAAGAUCAAGUUCUGGACUUCAACCACUACUGGCAAGAUGCCCAAAGAUUGGGUGCUGCUAAAAGAGUGUGGAAGAGAAAAGACCAACAUGCCAUGGUGCCUGCAGGACCUCUUUCUGGAGGUCCAGUGCUAAGAGGCUUCAUCCUUAGGACACAUGUAUACAGGAUGACAGUGUGCUUCUGGGAGAAAAUGCUGCAAAAUUCAUCUGUGAGAAGAAAACCCACUCCUUGCAGAACUUUCCUCCAAGUUAAAAAAUAAAAUACUUGUCAUAUUUUUCAAAGGAAUCUACUUAGA